Molecule: messenger RNA, 771 nt
Organism: Cyphellophora europaea CBS 101466
Lineage: Eukaryota; Fungi; Ascomycota; Eurotiomycetes; Chaetothyriales; Cyphellophoraceae
Exons: 2
Coding region: 1-771 (256 amino acids)
Source: RefSeq, a predicted model, not a curated record
AUGUCUGACCAGCCUUCUGCCUCUCCUCCCCCACAUCGCCGACGUUCCUCUAUUGUUGACCUCUUCAGCCCUCGCGGUGGGAACAAUACCAAUGCCGUGUCCUCGUCUCCUCCCUCAGGUUCAGCCUCAUCCUCGAAUGCUCCUCAACAUCGCCGAGGCAUGAGCAUAACCACCAUGGGUCUCGCGAGCUCUGCUCCUGGUCAAGCCUCACCCUACGAUGCGUUCGCAAGACAGCGGCGUGCAAGCAUUGCUGCUUCAUCCGCAUCCAGUUCUCCAGAUUUUAAGAACAGUUUCGGUGACGAUCCGGUGGUAGUCGAGGAUGAUGAGAACGUCAAAUCGCCAACGGGCAAUCAUUCAGGUUCCUUCGCGCGCAGAGUCAGCUUCGGCGCUCAGGCAAUGCGUGAUGUCAAACAAGGAAGUGGUCCUGGAAGCCCCGGUGCUGGUAGGCGCCCCUCCAGUUCCCUUUUCACUCUCAAUGAGAACAAUGAGAACAACCCUCCCCAGCAGCGAGUCUCGUCCGGCACGGCCAAGACUGGAGGUGAGGGCUUCAAUUGGUCUGAAUCCCUCAGAGACCGUACCAAACGCUCGCCCUCGUUCUCAUCCUCUGCCAAUCCUUUCGCAGCCAAUGCAAAUCGGGCUCGGGCUCCUAGCAGUAACGCUCCCGAGCCGCCCAAGGAGCUCCCGAAGGCGGCCGAACCCGUACCGGCCAGAAAGCGGAAACCAGAUCAUCUGGGCGAAAGAAUGCUGAGAGGCGACUUUAUGAUGGACUAA